AGGAUCGAUUGGUGGGAGAAGCUGGAAUCAAAUUCACCUAUCUCUGUUUGCUGGUUUUCCUUUCUUUCAACUUCUUGUGCCCCGAUGCAGCAAGAGCUCCAGCCAUUCUCCAGCUGCUUCUGAAGGGAGCCCAGCCUGCUAGGGUGUUUUCAGCUGUUCAGGCGAGCUUGUCUUUGCCGCGGGAGAUGGAACUCAGAGAGGACAUUCCGGCAGCCUGUUUUCCUGCAGCUGAGGAGACGACAUUCAUGGACCUCCUUUUUGAUUUGGAUAUGUCACUGUUGUCAGGGCAACUGUUAAUGGUGGCGUAUCAUAUUUUCUUCUCUUGGGCUCUGUGCUGAAUAUUUCAGUAAGCAGAAGAAAGAAGAUACCGGGAGGGAAAAGGUGCUGCAUCAGGAAGGAAAGAAGGCCAGGGAUCUGACUGAACAAGUUAAAGCUCCAAAGGGAGGAAGAGGACGACAAGGAGGGAGGAGGCAUUCCAACCAAUGUACUUUUAAUUAAGCCCUCUCUCUUUUUUUGGUCAAGGUACAAGAAAUUGUAACUCCUAUCUGCCAAGUGCACGUUGGUUUCUCUCUGCUGUUUUCAAUCUGCUGGGCCCUCACAGGAUGUGUUACAAAUGAAUCCACUGCUUUGCAGCUAGCUGGAAUUGACAUAUUGUAGGUGGGGGGAAAGGACCGGCAAUAAUGCCAGGUUCAGCAGCUGCUCUCCGGCAAGAGCGGCUGAAGAAGCCAGGUAUGAGGCCAAAUACACCUGUUCUGUUUACCAUUAAUGAGGAGGACGAGCAUCUAAAGAGCAACCAUUCCAAGAGAUCAAAAGUAUCUGAGAACUCUAAAGUACUUGAUAAAAAAGCUGUCUCAUCCAGCCCACCCUCUUCUGCCCUUUUAGGACAGGGCACUAAUCCUGCAGGAGCCAAAACAGCACUAAAAGUUGAUGAAAGACAACGACUGGCCAGAGAACGAAGAGUAGAACAGGAAAAGAUUUUAGCAGCGAGAGAAGCUGCUUGGCUAGAGAAAGAGGAGAGAGCAAGGCAACACUACGAAAAACAUCUGGAGGAGCGUAAAAAGAAAUUAGAAGAGCAGAGGCUAAAGGAAGAAAGAAGGCGAGCUGCAGUAGAAGAAAAACGGAAGCAGCGAAUAGAGGAGGACAAGGAACGACAUGAAGCUGUUGUACGCCGCACAAUUGAGAGGAGCCAGAAACCAAAAGAAAAGCAGAACAGGUGGUCCCUGGGAAGUACGCUUCAUCGUAGCAGCAGUGUUAAUAAUACAGAUCCAGACAGGCGAUCUGUUUCAACAAUGAACCUUUCGAAACAUGUUGAUCCAGUCAUUAACAAGCGGCUCUCCUACUCAUCUGCAACAUUACUAAAUUCUCCAGACAGAGCUCGACGUAUGCAGCUAAGUCCAUGGGAAAGCAACAUGGUUAGCAGGCUUCUGACCCCAACUCAUUCAUUCUUGGCCAGGAGUAAAAGUGUAGCAACUUUAUCUGGAGAUGCAGUUAUCCCCAUUUGUCCUCGUUCAGCAUCUUGCAGCCCAAUCAGCCCUCUCUCCUUCAAGGCCAUUAGUUGCCAAAGUCCAGCAGACCGAGCAAAAUUGUUUGGCACAGCCCCUGAGAUUAGACGGCGAAGGGUCACACAUUCAGCUGGGAAUAGCAGGAAAGGAAAGGAAAGAGGACUCUCAUCAACUAAUCCUUCAUCUGGUAAAAGAAGAACUCGUUCACCAUCUGCCUUCAGAAGUAAACCAGCUGCUUGGCAUGCCUCCAGAUCAAUGCCUGUCCUGCCAGGAACACCCAGAAAGAUCACUUUGCUAUCUGGAUCUUCCAAAACACCUUCCAUUCAAGCUCGCCCGCCUUCCCCUGGCAACAUUCGUCCAACAAAACAUGGGAAAAAGGGGACGCUGAAGGAAUCUGAGAAGAUAAUGGAACAAAAAUCAGACCCUAAAAAAACAGCUUCAAAUCCCAGAGUAGCUACAAAUGAAGAGACCUGUAAACCAGAGCCCACUCAAAGUCGUGUUCCAGUUCUGCCCUCUGUUCCUUCAGCAGCUUCAUCAUCUCCCAUCUGUAGCAAAUCUUCAGCAGGGACAACAGAUCCAGAAGAAGCAACCCGGUUGCUUAGUGAAAAAAGGCGACUCGCCCGGGAGCAACGAGAACGGGAGGAGCAGCAAAGAAGGGAGCAGGAAGAGAUUGAAAGACAAAAGAAGGAGGCCUUGGUGCAGAAGAUCGCUGAGGAAAGAGCACGCCGAGAGGAGGAAGCUCAGAAGGAGGAUGCAGAAAGGAAGCAAAAAGAAGCUGAACAGGAGCAGGAGGAGGAAGAGCUACGCCGCUUGGCAGAAGAAAAGGAGGAGAAAGAAAGGAGGGAAAUGGAACUCUUUCAGAAAAAGAAGGAAGAGGAAACUCGGUUACGAGAAGACCAGAUUCGACUGGAACGUGAAAAACAUUUCCAGAGAGAAGAGCAAGAGCGCUUAGGAAGAAAGAAGCGUCUUGAGGAAAUUAUGAAAAGAACUAGGCGAUCAGAACCUAUGGAAAGAAAAUCAGAUGAGCAGCAGAAUGGAGUGAUAGCAAAAGAAAUAGUGAGCAGCCCUACAUCUCCAUUAAGCCCUGUAAUGGGUUCUCAGGUCCAAUGUAUGACAGAAACUCCAUGCAAUGGGGAAAUGGUACUUCACACACCUGCGCUCAUUUCUCACCAGCCCAGAGUAAACUUAGACAGUAAUCUCAACCCACGAAAACAUUCAAAUGAAAAUGGAGUAUCUGCGCAGGAUGAAAACUUUGAAGAGCUCAUCAGUUUACCCAUGGGAAUAAAACCUCCCAGGUUGGAUACCAUGAGUCCUGAAGAGAAAGAUAACUCUGAUAUUCCUUUGACUCCCAUUUUGGCCUUUGAAGAGAAUGGGGCACGAGGGUCAUUGCCUCAAGUAGACAAUGUUCCAACGCCACAGACAGCAGAAGUUGUCUGAGAUCUCAUCAUGAAUUAUUAUCAAAGGCGAAGAAAAAGCCUUCUGAAGCCAAGGGGAUUCCUUCCAUGCUAUGAAGGAGUGUUAUAUUUUUUGUCACUCUUGAAUUUUCUAAAGAUUUCUUGGAUGCUUUCUUUUCUUU
Messenger RNA from Thamnophis sirtalis, 3078 nucleotides. RefSeq names its product microtubule associated protein 7 (gene MAP7). Gene Ontology annotation, biological process: microtubule cytoskeleton organization. Gene Ontology annotation, cellular component: microtubule cytoskeleton. The record is from RefSeq and is a predicted model, not a curated record. NCBI's taxonomy places the organism in Eukaryota, Metazoa, Chordata, Lepidosauria, Squamata, Natricidae.